Molecule: messenger RNA, 995 nt
Organism: Hyaloscypha bicolor E
Lineage: Eukaryota; Fungi; Ascomycota; Leotiomycetes; Helotiales; Hyaloscyphaceae
Exons: 2
Coding region: 187-609 (140 amino acids)
Source: RefSeq, a predicted model, not a curated record
CAAAAGUGUAAGUUUGACGACUUCUCUCUAGAGCUGUAGUUUGACAAGCUGCCUAGAUUUUCCUGAUGGCGAACAGACCAACUCAAGUCGGACCAACUCUCAAACGGUCUUUGGCCAGAUCAAGAACUGGAUUACUACGUGUAUUAUGAACAUGCGAGCUGUGGAAAGUCAUGCAAUCCAUCAUUCAUGCCAACGAGAUUCCAUGAUCUGGGAGAUUCUGCCAGUGAUCCUCAUUUGCGGCUGCUCAUCUCUGCCGAACGCUUCCAAGGCCACAAUAAGGAUGACGAAUUCAAACAACAGCAUUCACAACUUCCUUUUCAAGCCUUGCCGAAGACUUUCCAACACGCUAUCGAAUUAACAAGGCAAUUGGAGGUUCGAUAUCCCUGGAUUGAUGCGCUAUGCAUCAUCCAGGAUUCAGACGAUGACUGGUUGAGUGAAGGAGCAACAAUGGCAAACGUGUAUAGGAACGCGUACUGUAACAUUGCCGCGACUUCGGCCACAGACAUUAACCGAAGCCUCUUCUAUGCACGAAACAUUCGGGGUGAUUCUCCCGAGCCCAAUAUUAAAUUAGUCCAUUAUAGAGUUUGGCGUGCUGCUGGCCAACUAUAGCGCCUCGCCUGAAUAGUCGGCAGGUUCGGAAGAAGCUGCAUUGCUCAAAACUCCAAGUUCCGACGUCGAAGAUUUCUCCGGGUUGUGAACACCUUCCAGCUUGGCAUAGCAGGUUACCUCAAGUAAGGCAUUGUGGCAAAUGCUGGAGCUGAACAGAUGGCUCCAGAAAUGACCGCCAGGAUAGAGCGUGAUGGGAACGCCUGGUGUGCCAACGUUGACUGUUACUGUUUGCUACGACCCAUCAGGCCCAAAGGUUUGCGUUAACCAAGUCAUUGGAAAAGGCUGUCCAAGAACACUUUUUACUGUGCCAACUCAAACGGAUGUCCAUAAAGACAUCCAUAUCCAGCGAUGACGGUCCAUAUGUUAAGGCCUAUUCGCCAAUACCA